Trifolium pratense (red clover) is the source of this 1443-nucleotide messenger RNA. Its product is annotated as protein CURVATURE THYLAKOID 1B, chloroplastic-like. The record is from RefSeq and is a predicted model, not a curated record. The transcript is spliced from 6 exons. Bases 693 to 1274 code for a protein of 193 amino acids. Gene Ontology annotation, cellular component: chloroplast thylakoid membrane; thylakoid. NCBI's taxonomy places the organism in Eukaryota, Viridiplantae, Streptophyta, Magnoliopsida, Fabales, Fabaceae.
CGUGACAAAAAAUUCACUCAAAUCAUUGCUUGUUGUUAUAGAUAGAUAGAUAGAUAGAUAAAACAACAAGAUAGAACUAUAGGAAGCAUGUCAUGUGGUCCGCGAUACUUUAGCAAAAUUGAAAUAUCAACAACAUGAAUAGAAUUAAAGAAAAAAAAAAAGUAUUGUAAGCUUUUAAUGAAUGAUUUUGAUCAAAUUAAUGAAUAAUUUUGAGCCUUUGAUUAAAUUAAGAUAUUCUGUUAGAGUAUAUAGCGUUAGAGCUAAGAGUGUCAAAAUAAACUUUGACACCGUUGAUGUUAAUUGAUCCCUUUGAGUUAUAAUUCUUAUUGGAAAUAUGAUAUGAUCACUCUAAAGUAAGGCCAAUGCUUGGAUCUUUCUUUAUAAACUAUAUAGUACUCAGUUGCUUGGGUAGAAAGAAAGUGAAUUUUGUGGAAGAUAUUUUGGAAGGUUAGUUGUUAAUUUAUAAUUAGAUAUGAAAAAGGUGAACCAGGAAGGAAGUUAGUAGUAUCCAAUGAAAGGUGUAUGUUGAAGCCAAGUCAGCACAUUAUCCAUUCCAGAUGAUAUUUGGAAAUGAAUGAGUGGCUCACCACUUCAAUUCAAACUGUGGCACCAGAAUCAAUAUUGAUCUUCAUUCAUUUGUAGAUUAGAUUAGUAUCAAUCAAACAAACAACAUCCAAUUUCUAAAUCAAUUAAUGGCCUCCUCAACCUCAUCAUCUAGUUUCUCAAUAACAUCCACCCUUAUUGAUGGAAAACUUCCCUGCAGACAAUCAUCUGUAUCUCCACAAUGUGUGAGCCUUCCCACUCUUCCACCUCCACCUGUGCAGUCUCAUACUCGUACUAGUCCAUGGAAGACCACAUCAUUCUGUAGGAAGAUUGCUCGCAAUGUUAUGUCAAUGGCUUCCAGUAGUACCACAACAGAUCAGGAAACCACAGCAGCAGUCGUCGAUGAGGUUGCUGCAGCCUCAACUGAGCAGCUGAGUGUUAGUGAUGAUUCUCCUGAAUUUCUCAAGACUGUUCAGCAAGCUUGGGAGAAAGUUGAAGACAAAUAUGCAGUGAGUACACUAGCGGUAGCUGGUACCGUUGCAUUAUGGGGCACGGCCGGGGUGAUCUCAGCAAUUGAUAGGCUUCCUUUAAUUCCUGGGGUUCUUGAAGUUGUAGGCAUUGGCUACACUGGGUGGUUUGCAUACAAGAACCUAGUUUUCAAGCCAGACAGGGAAGCUUUGGUACAAAAAAUAAAAGACACUGUUAAAGAAAUUACCGGAAUCGAAAGCUAAAACAGUACUGGGAAAUGAAGAUUCUUCAUUUUGUGCCAAUAUAAAACCUUCUCAACAUAAUUUGUUUGUCCCAAAUAUGCAAUCUAGCCAGAAAUUAAAUAAAUGUAACUUUUUAUGCAUACAUAUAUUUUCAAUAAAAUUAAUGCAAUUGCUACGCUUAGUUAUCCCA